Chenopodium quinoa (quinoa) is the source of this 3148-nucleotide messenger RNA. RefSeq names its product LEAF RUST 10 DISEASE-RESISTANCE LOCUS RECEPTOR-LIKE PROTEIN KINASE-like 1.2. Lineage: Eukaryota; Viridiplantae; Streptophyta; Magnoliopsida; Caryophyllales; Amaranthaceae. Gene Ontology annotation, molecular function: ATP binding; polysaccharide binding; protein kinase activity. Gene Ontology annotation, biological process: protein phosphorylation. The transcript has 4 exons. The coding region runs from base 269 to 2422 and encodes 717 amino acids. The record is from RefSeq and is a predicted model, not a curated record.
UGUGAAAAUAGGACCUUUAAGGUACAUAAGUUUGGCACCAUCUCAAGUCUGGCUUGAAGUUGAAAGACCAAGUCCUAAUUCGAUCUAGCCUAGCUUGUCCACUCCUGUGAGCCUCUGCGAAUGGUUUUGUGCUUUUGUUCCUUUCUUUGUGUUCAGUUCCUAUUUACCAUCCUAUAUAUGGCAUAUGCGUGCAACAUUUCAUGAUAAAUAAUAAAGCCAUGAAUUUCUGUAUGUAAAGUGUAUACUACAAUUUGCCAUUUUUAAGUCCAUGAAACACAUUUCCAUUAGAAAUAUGGCUUCCUGCUGUUUCUUUCUAGCCUUCUGCUUCUUAGCCAUUCCACUGUCAAAUGGUAAGAAUACAAGCUAUGACGCGUGCUCUAAACUAUACUCAUGCGGGAAGAUCCAAAAUAUAGGGUAUCCGUUCUGGGGAGGUGAUAGGCCCCGGUUCUGUGGGAUGCCGGACUUCGGGCUCACUUGUAAUGUGACUAAUCAGUACACUACUAUGAACUUUUUUAAAUUCGCAUACUAUGUAUUAAGAGUGCUUGGCAUUGAUGCAUCUUCCCACACCAUGACUGUUUCUCCAAGUGUCCUGUUUGAACAUUGUUAUUUGCGAGAUACAAGUCAAAUAGCCUUGCUUCCCACUUUGAAGCCCGACGCCAGUUAUACGAAUAUAAGUUUAUCCUAUGGUUGUGCCAAUAUUGAUGUCUCUCGAUAUCACAGCAAGUCUUUUAACUGCUCCAAUGAUGAUGGUUCAAAAGGUCUUGCUUAUUGGUUUAAUGAAUCAUCACACAACAGUAGGAUAGGUAAGCCGUUUCCAUGCAGUAACACUGUCAAGUUUCUGGUGGAUAAGAGUGCGUUAGAUGAACUCAAAAGCACAAAAGCCUCACUUCUGAAUAUCUUAAAGAAGGUGCAAAUUAAGACGAAAUACUUGGUGAGCUUCACAGCUUGUUCCAAGUGCGAAGAGUCUGGUGGCAGAUGCGGAUCAUCAAAAAAUCUAUCUGAGGAUAAGUUUGUGUGUUAUUGCCGAGAUGGACAUCAUCAGUCACUCGUGUGUCCGAAAUCAGUAAAGUUAAAGUUGGGACAGAUUCUGGGACUAGGCAUUGGAGGAGCUUUGCUUGUGUUGAUAGCAAUCAUAGGUUUCUGGCACCGUAAGAAGCUCAAAUGUGUAACUCAGAGUGAUUCCCUUGACUGUAGUGCAUCAGAACUUGAAAAGGGAAGCAUAUACUUUGGUGUAUCACUCUUCUCUUACAGUGAGCUUGUAGAAGCCACUGCUAAUUUUGAUCAUUCUAAAGAACUUGGCCGCGGUGGCUUUGGAAUAGUUUAUUAUGGGAAACUAAAAGAUGGGAGGGAAGUUGCUGUUAAACGUCUUUAUGAGAAGAGCUACAGAAGGCAGGAGCAGUUUAUGAACGAAAUUCAAAUACUGACCCUUUUGAGACACCAAAACCUUGUGUCACUCUAUGGCUGCACUUCCCUGCAUUGCAGAGAACUACUACUUGUUUACGAGUAUGUGAAAAAUGGCACCGUAGCUGAUCACCUGUAUGGUAGUAACACAAAAUCAGGAUAUCUUCCAUGGCCUGUUCGGCUGAGAAUUGGAAUAGAAACAGCCGCUGCGCUCUCUUACCUCCAUGCUUCUGAUAUCAUACACCGUGAUGUCAAAACUAACAACAUUCUCCUUGACUGCAACUUCAGUGUCAAAGUUGCUGAUUUUGGGCUUUGUAGAGACUUCCCAACCGAUGUAACUCAUGUGUCAACAGCUCCACAGGGGACUCCUGGGUAUCUAGACCCUGAGUAUCACCAGUGUUAUAAGCUGACAGAUAAAAGUGAUGUUUACAGCUUUGGAGUAGUCCUCAUUGAGCUCAUUUCCUCUUUGUCUGCAAUAGACAUGGAUAGGCCUACACAUGAGAUAAACUUGUUCAACUAUGCAAUGAACAGGAUUCAACGUUGUGCAUUUGAUGAGUUAGUGGAUCCACAACUUGGGUUCGCGCUAGAUUUCAAGGUUAGGAGAAUGACUGUAUCGGUGGCAGAGCUUGCGUUCCAGUGCCUGCAACAUGACAAGGAACUCAGGCCGUCAAUGGACGAGGUUUUAGAGGUUCUCAAGAGCAUUGAAGGCACUGAUUAUGAAGCACUGCAGGCAGAAGAAAUGGCGAAAAAUGUUGGGUUCGUGGAUGAUGAAGCAUUGCUAGCUGAAGAGAUGGCUGAUAUUGCUAAUGUAGAAGUUUAUGAUGUGUCGAAGGCGGAAGGGAAGGCUAAGAAUGCUGCGGUAGAGGUGCUGAAAAUGCAUACUAGUGAUCCACGACCUUCAGCCGUAGAGGAUGAUCAUGCACAGCUGUUGAAUAAUUAUCAUCGGCCAUAUUCUUCUUCCCCGAUUUCUGUGAUGGUUAAAUGGGUUGGUAGUUCCACUACAUCUAGCUCCAGCAAGUAAGCUCAACAGUUUGUUUCCUUUCCUCUGAAUACAUCAAGCAACUAUUGUGAUGGUUGUAAAUUGAUGGAAUUGUUUCUAUGCAACUCUGGUAGUCUGGUAGACUAUAUACAUACAAGUUUUGAUUAGCAGGGAAUGUUGUACAAAUCGAGCUUAUUUUGUUUCAGUUUUACUUGAAUUACAUAGAAUUUGAUUCAAUUUCAAGUUAUAUUCUCUUACAUACGUAUUGUUCCCCCCAUCUUCAAAUAAAAGUCUCAUUACUUAAAACUAUAACAAUCUCAUAUCACUUUUAUUUAUUUGUUUUUAUUCAUUUCUAAUUAGUUAAUCUAUACCAUUUUUUUUUCCUUUUUAUAUUCACCUUUAAUCAACCAAACUCCACUAUCUUAUUUUUAUAUUUACGUAGUACUUUUAAUCGACUAAACUCCAUAUUCGAGUUAGACCUCAUAUAACCUCAAACAAAACACAUCAUCACAUAUAUCAGUCACAUACGAGGAAUAUCUUGUUUGAGGUCGGUUUGAGUCGGGUUGAUUCACACAAUAGUCCAUUCAGGUCCGUAUAAUAUGCAUUUCCAGCUCCAUCAGUUUGCAAAAGAAACUACGAAAAGACAAGGCCUGAAAUAUAACCAAAAGUCCAGUCUCACUCUCUUCCUUCACACUCUCUCUGCCGCCGUCGCUCAGUCGUCCGGAACCACCGUCCGGAGCCGGAGAUUGUAGUUUAUUUGUCUUCAAA